CUUGAUCCUGGUGCAUUCUGGGGUUUGACAGGAUUCCAUAGACAUGGCGACCCGUGCGCUUGCUCUGUGUGUUCGCUCGCUUACCCGGUCCUCGACAAGGUUAUAUCAAGGAUCUGUGAUCGCUAGAUCAAGUAGUGCGCUGCUUAUUUCCAAUGACCGAUCAUUUUCUGCGAUUAGUUGUUCCCAGAGAACGCGGAGGAUCGAGCAGUCACGGGUUUCACAGCUGAGUCGACAGUAUGGAGGUCUGCCUCCUCUUACCUUAGAGGCAAUCUCAGAUCGUGUUAUGUACGUCUUGAAGCUGUAUGACAAGAUCAAUCCAGAGAAACUUAAAGGAACUUCUCACUUCAUGAAGGAUUUGGGGUUGGAUAGUUUGGACCAGGUGGAAAUUAUAAUGGCAAUGGAGGAUGAGUUUGGAUUUGAGAUCCCAGAUGCAGCAGCAGAGAAACUGAUGACUCCUGAGGAGAUCGUGCAGUUCAUCGCUGACAAGAAAGAUGUUUAUGAAUGAGGUGCGGCGGGGGUGACCUUGUAAUCCUGUUGAAUAAACUGCAGAUGUCACUGGGCAGUGUUUUUUUGUUUUUGUAUCCACUUGCUCACCUUCCCAAUCUGUGGCUAUCAAAGUCCACUGCCUUGCCGUAUGUACCACUGUAUGUAAUAAAAUAUGAGUUAUUUCUUUGAAGAAAAUAAUAAACAAGACCUAAAGAGAA
Messenger RNA from Clupea harengus (Atlantic herring), 704 nucleotides. It is a transcript of the gene ndufab1b, whose product is annotated as NADH:ubiquinone oxidoreductase subunit AB1b. Gene Ontology annotation, molecular function: acyl carrier activity; acyl binding. Gene Ontology annotation, cellular component: mitochondrion; respiratory chain complex I. The record is from RefSeq and is a predicted model, not a curated record. Gene Ontology annotation, biological process: fatty acid biosynthetic process. Lineage: Eukaryota; Metazoa; Chordata; Actinopteri; Clupeiformes; Clupeidae.